Messenger RNA from Vigna umbellata (rice bean), 1643 nucleotides. RefSeq lists its product as uncharacterized. The record is from RefSeq and is a predicted model, not a curated record. Lineage: Eukaryota; Viridiplantae; Streptophyta; Magnoliopsida; Fabales; Fabaceae.
GUGAAGAAAAGCCUCUGCAAGCUAUAUAUGGCUAUAGUCUUCUCCUGAGUUAACAACUAAACUCGUUACUUACUUCCAUUGCAUUGCUUCUCAUUCAGGGAGUCUGGCCUAGCCAUUCGGAUCAGUUACUAUUAGGAGUUUCUGUGUAAGUUAAGCAUGAUUAAGCGGUGGCCAAGUAGGAACAACAGAACCAGAGGCAUCAAGGUAAAGCAUAUUCUGCAGAUUAUUCUGUUGUUGGGCGUUUGCUUCUGGUUGAUCUAUCAGGUUAAGCACUCUCGUGAUAAGAAAAAUGAAUAUGAUGAAAAUGAUAAAGAAGUGUCAGUUGGAACUAAGACUGUGUAUCGGACUCCGAAACUUGGUAGAAAAGAUCUUCAUCCGGGUAAGGAUGAAGAUAAGCAUGAACACAAUGAACGUGAAGAAGAAGAAAAUGAGCAUGAAUUUGAAGAAAAUGAUGACAAGUUUGGAGUGAGAGUAGAUGAGGAAGAGGAAGAUGAAAGCAGAACCGAUGAGAUGGAAGAUGAAAGGGGUGGAGGAGAUGAUGAGAUAGAUGAGACUGAUCAAGAGCAAUCAGCAGCCGAUACUGAUCGUGAUGAAGAUCUGCCCGACGAUGAGGAAGAAAAGGAAGAGGAGAGUGAUGAGAAAGAAAACCACAGUAAGGAGGAGGAAAGGGAUGGUUCAGUUGAAAAGCACAAUAGUCAUGAAGCUCGGGAGCAACAUUACAAGGGGGAUGAUGCUUCUAGUGCUGUGACUCACGAUACUACUACAACUAGCACUGAAACUGUGUCACUUUUAGAAAACCCUGAUGUAAACUCAGAUUUUAAUAAUAAAGAAGCUGAAUUGGCGAGUGAGCAGUCUUUCAAUGCGAGCUUGUCCAACACUGUGUAUAGCUCACAUCUACACAAUGUUACCACGACAUUUUUGGACAGUCAUUCAGAAGCAGGCACUAAUCAUCUGACAGUAGUGAUUGCUGGAGGGAGCAAUGACUUGACAAGAAACAGCGCCAAUACUUCAUUUGAACCGAAUAAAACGGUGAUAUUUUCUGAAUCAUACCAAACUCAAACUGGUACCGUGAACACAACAGUAACCGGGGUAGAAAAAAAUAUACUCACGGACGGGUUAGUGCAGGGUGGCAAUAAGGUCUCUGAAGAAAACCAGCCCGGUUCUAACUCGGCAGUCCCUGUUGAAAUAGAAAAAGGAGAUGCAGCUGCAGGUGAAUCUUCUAAUCUAGAGGGUGGUGUACUAGAGAACACAACAAAAUCUGUGGCAUCAAAUGAAACAGAUAAUAACACUGAAGUGAGUGAAACUAACAAUACUCUGAAUAUUACUCAUACGAAUGAGAACACUGAUUCUAUUAAGGAUGGAAUCAAAGGUGAUUCAUCUGAUUCUCACAUCCUCAAGAGUGUCCCAGAGGACCGAACUGAUCUGGAUACGUUGCCAGAUAUUAUAAAAGAAGGGGAUAUUGUUGACGCCAUUGCAACAGACUAAAAGCAUGAUCUUUUUGUUCUCAAGAAGAGCUGAGAGAUUAGAGUUUUUGUUUCGACCCAUGUUAAUAUUUGAACACUUUUUCCUGUCAAAAAGAUAAAUGUCUAGGCAAGACCAUCAAAGUUACAAAGGUAGGCUUGUGGAUAUUCAUAUCAAAGUUU